GUGCCGAGGAAGUGACUUUUACCGGCCUUGUUAGCGCUGUGCUAGCGUUAGCGCUGUGCUAGCGUUUUGCUGCUGUGUUGCUGGCGUGUCUCUGUGAUAUUUACUGAGGAACACCUCAGGAGGGUGACGAUGGCACAGUCUACCGACCCUUGGUCAGAUUGACUCAUAGCGGCUGUCAUGGGAACUUUGACCCAGAAGGCAUGGGAGGUGAGCAGCCAAAGUGUAAAACCAAUGAUUAUUUAUUUUAUUUUAUUUUUUGCAGCCAUCUAAACAGCAGAUCCUACAGACAAAAGUUUAUUUCAGGAUGAAAAUCAAGAGAACAAACAUGAAAUCUAGUGACACCUUCUGAAAAGGGCUACGUCCUCAGGAUGUGGCCUUUUGCUUAGGACAUCAAUGCAGAUACUGCGGCAUAGUAUCGGUUGAGCAGAAGAACUGCAGAGUUACUAAACCGGCAGAUACUCUCAACAGAUCCAACAACCAUGAAGAUCCUUGCUGUCCUAGUUCUGGCCGUUUUCACUGGCUGCAAUGCCAACCUCUUCUAUGCUGAUGCUCCCAAGCCUCAGCUGGAGGUGCUAACUGACGCCUUUUGGGAUUACGUCGCCCAGGCCACUCAGACUGCCGAUGACACUAUCCUGAUGAUCAAGCAGUCUCAGUUGGGACAGGACAUCAGUGCUCGGCUGAACCAUGGCACUAACAUGGCCAACCAGUAUGCCGUCACCCUGCAUGAGCAGCUCCCCCCUGCGGCCAAGGAGUUGAUUGGUUUGGUGAGCGCUGAGGCAGAUAUGCUGAAAGAGCGCGUGACUCUGGAGAUGAACGCCGUCCGUGAGAAGAUGGAGCCUUACACCAAUGCCAUGAGAGACCAGGUCCAGGAGAGAAUUGAGCUACUGCAGUCAGAGCUCAAUCACCUUCUCACCAUGGAUUCGGAGACCCUCAAGACGGAACUCGUGAGGAGGAGCGAGGCGAUCAAGGCCAACCUGGAGCAAAGCAUGGCUGAUCUGCAGGCUCAGCUGGGGCCCCACACUGAAGAUCUAAGGCAGAAGGUGGAGGAGCACCUUCAGGUCUUCAAGGACAAUGUGACCCCAAUGGCGGAGAAAGUCCAGAUUGAGCUGACCCAGAGAGCCCAGCAGGUGAAAGACAUGGCCACCCCUUACGUUGGAGAGCUCAAGGAUACCCUGAACCCCUAUGCCCAGGACCUCCAGGCUCGUCUGAUCGCCCUCUACGAGUCCUUUGUCAAAAGCAACUAACUCUACCACUGCAUUGACAACAAAAAAACUGAGCUCACAGUUGUACAGUUCUCCCACAGGGGUUAUAUGCAAGCUCAUCAGUAUCUACAAAUGUUCAAGGUUUACAGUAGUACUCAGUGUUGGUCUGUUUGGCGCAGUCUUCCAUUACAAUUAAAAUAAAGCUCUUCCCCCCCAAAACAAAACAAAAAAAAAUUGUGACUUACUAC
Molecule: messenger RNA, 1450 nt
Organism: Syngnathoides biaculeatus (alligator pipefish)
Lineage: Eukaryota; Metazoa; Chordata; Actinopteri; Syngnathiformes; Syngnathidae
Gene: apoa4b.2
Product: apolipoprotein A-IV b, tandem duplicate 2
Exons: 6
Coding region: 480-1244 (254 amino acids)
Biological process (GO): very-low-density lipoprotein particle remodeling; cholesterol efflux; phospholipid efflux
Cellular component (GO): chylomicron; extracellular region; blood microparticle
Molecular function (GO): phosphatidylcholine-sterol O-acyltransferase activator activity; phospholipid binding; cholesterol binding
Source: RefSeq, a predicted model, not a curated record